AUGGCGCCCACAAAAGAAUACGCCCUUCUCUGCCUGGAGAACCCUUUACUUGAUAUCCAAGCCCAAGGCGACACUGCCCUCCUUGAGAAGUACGGUCUCAAGCCCAACGAUGCCAUCCUCGCAGAAGAAAAGCACCUCGGACUCUACGAAGACCUUCUAAACAACUAUUCUGCAAAGCUCAUCGCUGGAGGCGGAGCGCAAAACACUGCUCGAGGCGCCCAAUACCUCUUGCCCCCAAACAGCGUCGUGUAUCUCGGCGGCGUCGGCGACGACAAAUACGCAGCCAUCCUCCACGAUGCAGUCAAGACAGCUGGCCUUCGAGUUGAGUACCGCGUUGACCCCAAGCAACCGACAGGUCGCUGCGGGGUCGUCAUCACCGACCACAACAGAUCCAUGUGCACUGAUCUCGGCGCGGCAAAUCAUUAUGACCUCGACCACUUAAAAUCGCCUGAGGUCUGGAAGCUGGUUGAGAACGCCUCAUUUUACUUCGUUGGUGGCUACCAUUUGACCGUCUGCCCGCCUGCUAUCAUGGCCCUUGCCGAGGAAGCAGCAAAGAACAACAAGGCCUUCGUCUUCUCCCUCUCUGCACCAUUUAUCCCUCAAUUCUUCAAGGACCAUCUUGAUGCUACUUCUCCUUACUGGGACUAUGUUAUCGGAAAUGAGACUGAGGCACUUAGCUAUGCUGAGAGCCAUGGACUUGAGAGUAAGGAUAUCAAGGAGAUUGCGAAGCAUUUGGCCGGACUACCCAAGACGAACGAGAAGAGACCUAGAGUGGCGAUCAUUACCCAAGGAACCGAUCCUACGAUUGUUGCUGAAGCUGGGAAGGAGGUUGUAGAAUAUGAGGUUCACGCUAUCGACACGAAGCUGAUCAAUGAUACUACUGGAGCUGGAGAUGCUUUUGCUGCUGGUUUCACUGCUGGACUGGUUGCUGGUGAGAGUCUCGUUCAGUGCGUUGAUCAAGGACAGUGGUUGGCAAAGCUGAGUAUUCAGGAGUUGGGCCCUUCGUAA
Messenger RNA from Hyaloscypha bicolor E, 1008 nucleotides. RefSeq names its product Ribokinase-like protein. The record is from RefSeq and is a predicted model, not a curated record. Bases 1 to 1008 code for a protein of 335 amino acids. Gene Ontology annotation, molecular function: adenosine kinase activity. The transcript has 2 exons. Gene Ontology annotation, cellular component: cytosol; nucleus. NCBI's taxonomy places the organism in Eukaryota, Fungi, Ascomycota, Leotiomycetes, Helotiales, Hyaloscyphaceae. Gene Ontology annotation, biological process: purine ribonucleoside salvage.